Eurypyga helias (sunbittern) is the source of this 921-nucleotide messenger RNA. It is a transcript of the gene SPP1, whose product is annotated as secreted phosphoprotein 1. The record is from RefSeq and is a predicted model, not a curated record. Bases 1 to 921 code for a protein of 306 amino acids. NCBI's taxonomy places the organism in Eukaryota, Metazoa, Chordata, Aves, Eurypygiformes, Eurypygidae. The transcript is spliced from 6 exons. Gene Ontology annotation, molecular function: extracellular matrix binding. Gene Ontology annotation, biological process: cell adhesion; positive regulation of bone resorption; osteoblast differentiation.
AUGAAGGUGGCGGUUCUGUGUUUCUGCCUUAUCAGCAUCACUGCUGCAUGGCCAGUGAGUAAAUCCAAGCAGCAUGCCAUUUCUACGAGUUCUGAAGAAAAAUAUGACCCCAGGGGCCAUCACUCACACAGAUACCAUCACGACCACCACGACGUGAAUUCUCAGUCUUGGGAGAGUCUGCAGCACCCACAGAAUGACCUGGCGUCACCUCAGCAGACUCUUUACUCUUCAGAAGAAAGCGCAGGUGUCCCAGUACAACCGCACUUUCCUGAAGUGUCAAGCAAGAGCCAUGAAGAUGUGGAUGAUGACAACGAUGAUAAUGAUUCCAAUGACACGGAUGAAUCCGAUGAGGUUGUCACGAGUUUUCCCACAGACAUUCCAGUAACUGUACCCUUCCCUCCUUUCCCUUUCACCCGGGGAGACAACGCUGGCAGAGGCGACAGCGUGGCUUACAGGAUGAGAGCAAAAGCCACUGCAGUGAAGGCUAGCAAACUCCACAAAGUGGCAAAAAAGCUCAUUUUGUAUGAUGCCACCAACGAGGAUGAGGGUGACCUGGAUGCAGACAGCCAGCAAGCAGGGCUCUCCCAGGAGGAUUCUGCUGCUGCCCAUCUCUCCCUGGCGAAGCAUGCCAUCAGCAGGGAAUGGGCUGACAAGAGCCACAGGCAGGACAGCAGCGAGCUGGACAGCAAGCAGCGUGACCGGAGCAUGGAAAACGACAGCCGGCAGAAAUUCGAUAGCCACGAGGCUGAAGAUGAUAGCAAGGCUGGUGUCAGAGGGGAUAGCCACCAGAGCACGGAAAGCAAGGAGAGUCAGGUCCGCGUUUCAGCCGAGAUCCCCGACGAUAACAGCAAUCAAACGUUGGAGAGUGCAGAGGAUGCUCAAGAUCGUCACAGCAUCGAAAAUAACGAAGUCACCCAUUAA